Molecule: messenger RNA, 1174 nt
Organism: Notechis scutatus (mainland tiger snake)
Lineage: Eukaryota; Metazoa; Chordata; Lepidosauria; Squamata; Elapidae
Gene: CLTA
Product: clathrin light chain A
Biological process (GO): intracellular protein transport; clathrin-dependent endocytosis
Cellular component (GO): clathrin coat of trans-Golgi network vesicle; postsynaptic endocytic zone cytoplasmic component; plasma membrane
Molecular function (GO): structural molecule activity; clathrin heavy chain binding
Source: RefSeq, a predicted model, not a curated record
UAGGAGCUUUCCCGGGAAGGUGGGGGUGGAGGAAGGAAAGGAGAAAAAGGCUGCUGACUGCUGGACUGAUUAGCUGGAGGAAGCCGGAAAUAGUACUCGCUAUCCGUUAAACGGUUGCCUCGGGCGGGUUUGUAGUUUUUUGGGUUUUUUUUUCUUUUUUGGCCGCUCGUCUCUUGGGGACCGUCGCUUCGGUUGACUCCUCCCCGAUUCUUUUCGCUCAAUGGCCGAGUUCGAUCUCUUCGGCGCCUCUCAGCCAGUGGCGGGAAACGGGGCACUGGGGGUUGGCGAAGAAGACCCAGCCGCCGCCUUCCUGGCCCAGCAGGAGAAUGAAAUCGCGGGCAUCGAGAACGACGAGGGCUACAGUAUCCUGGAAAACGGCGAGGUGCCCGUCGGGAUGCAAGGCCAAGACGCGCUGACCGCAGAUGCAAUUGAUGGCGUGACGAAUGGCGAUAUCUACCAGCUGCCUCUUUGUCUGGAUCAGGAGAGCAACGGACCUACAGACUGCUACGCUGCUAUUUCUCAAGCUGAUCGUCUGCAGACAGAACCAGAGAGCAUUCGCAAAUGGAGAGAAGAACAGCGAGAGCGUCUAGAAGAGCUAGAUGCAAACUCUCGAAAGCAAGAAGCAGAAUGGAAGGAAAAAGCAAUAAAGGAAUUGGAGGAGUGGUAUGCAAGACAAGAUGAGCAGCUACAGAAAACAAAAGCAAAUAACAGGGCAGCUGAAGAAGUCUUUGUGAAUGAUGUUGAAGACUCAUCUCCUGGCACCGAGUGGGAACGUGUGGCUCGGCUCUGUGACUUUAACCCCAAGUCGAGCAAGCAGGCAAAAGAUGUGUCCCGCAUGCGGUCAGUGCUGAUUUCGCUCAAGCAGGCCCCGCUGGUUCGCUGAAAGGGAAAGCACACCCUACACUACAAAUGCAAUAUCUAACUUUACUCAGAGAAGCUGUGUUUGCAGUGAUUGGAUUAAUUAUGUUUAAAUGUUUUUUGUUGUUUGUUUUUGGACCAAACCUCACAAUGUAUUUAGAGUUUGAUCAUUGUUCUGUGAUUGCAUGUUUCUCCUCUGUGUCCUCCUGGUGUCCAAACUGGGCGAAAACUUCCAAAAUUGUAGUCUCUAUGCUCCUCUUAUGCAUUGAGAUUUGACUUUCAAAUGUACCAAUAUUAAAGUUCUGUUUAAAUUGCA